AUGUCCGUCGAACAGCUCCCAGAUGACCACUUCCGUCCCACGUACGAGGACAUCCACGUGCAGAUCGGUGAGGCAGCUCGCCGGAUCAAGACCGAGUUCGACCCGGAUCUCAUGGUGGCCAUCGGUGGCGGUGGCUUCUACCCCGCUCGUGUGCUGCGAACGUUCCUCAAGAAGCCGUCGGCACUCGACCCUUCCAAAAUGCGCAACAUCCCUAUCCAGGCAAUCGGCUUGAGUCUGUAUGAGGAGGUCUCCGGUACCUCGGAGGGACAGAUCGGCAACGAGGUGGUGCGCACGCAGUGGCUCGACGCAAAGACGGUCAGCGGCCACAAGGGACCGGGCAAGAUCGAGGAGGGUAAAGAUGCCGGCGGACUGCUCGGCAAGAGUGUCCUGAUUGUCGAUGAGGUCGACGACUCGAGGACUACGCUGCAGUACGCCUACUCGGAGCUGCUCAAGGAUGUCAAUCACGCCAUCGCCAACCUGUCGCCCGAAGAGCGCCAGAACCUCGCGCCCACGCGCUUCGCCAUCUUUGUCGUACACAACAAGGAGAAGGCCGGCGGCAAGCGUGGAACCCUGCCCAUCCUGCCCAAGGACCUUGCCAAGGGUGAGGACAAGAUCGUCGACGGCCUCAGCGAGGGCGUGCGAUACUACUCGACUCAGGACAUCGCCGAUGUUUGGAUCUGCUACCCAUGGGAGGAAGAGGACAUCGUCGAGCACAACCGCCUCGCUGCUCUCGCCAAGAAGCUCGGUGUCAACCAGCCCAACUAA
Messenger RNA from Sporisorium graminicola, 765 nucleotides. RefSeq lists its product as uncharacterized. Gene Ontology annotation, molecular function: hypoxanthine phosphoribosyltransferase activity. The record is from RefSeq and is a predicted model, not a curated record. The transcript has a single exon. Gene Ontology annotation, cellular component: cytoplasm. Lineage: Eukaryota; Fungi; Basidiomycota; Ustilaginomycetes; Ustilaginales; Ustilaginaceae. The coding region runs from base 1 to 765 and encodes 254 amino acids. Gene Ontology annotation, biological process: XMP salvage; IMP salvage; GMP salvage.